This is a messenger RNA of Thermothelomyces thermophilus ATCC 42464, 791 nucleotides long. RefSeq lists its product as uncharacterized. The transcript is spliced from 2 exons. The record is from RefSeq and is a predicted model, not a curated record. Bases 97 to 537 code for a protein of 146 amino acids. Gene Ontology annotation, molecular function: 3-hydroxyanthranilate 3,4-dioxygenase activity; iron ion binding. Lineage: Eukaryota; Fungi; Ascomycota; Sordariomycetes; Sordariales; Chaetomiaceae. Gene Ontology annotation, cellular component: cytoplasm. Gene Ontology annotation, biological process: 'de novo' NAD+ biosynthetic process from L-tryptophan; quinolinate metabolic process.
CUAUGAGCUAACCUGCGGUCCAGGCUUGAAGAGAACUCCCACUUACUCAAGCCGCCCAUCAAUAACUACUGCGUCUACAAUGGCGAUUUCACCGUCAUGAUCGUAGGCGGCCCGAACGCGCGCACGGACUACCACAUCAACGAGACGCCCGAGUGGUUCUACCAGUACAAGGGCGCGAUGCUGCUCAAGGUGGUGGACGAGGGCGGCGAGUUCCGCGACAUCGUGAUCGGCGAGGGCGACAUGUUCCUGCUGCCGGCGGGGACGCCGCACAACCCGGUCCGGUUCGCCGACACGGUCGGCCUCGUGCUCGAGCAGCGCCGGCCCCCCGGAUCCCUCGACCGCAUGCGCUGGUACUGCCCCGCCUGCCGCGCCGUCGUCCACGAGGCCGCCUUCCACUGCACCGACCUCGGCACCCAGAUCAAGGACGCCGUCGAGCGCUUCCGCCAGGACGAGGACGCCAGGCGCUGCAAGAGCUGCGGCCAGCUUGCCGACUGGCGCCCCGAGCCCGGCUCCGUCCGGAACCCGAACCUCGAGUGACAAAAAGAAAGUAUGAGUAUGUAUGUACUGAAUGUAGUACGUAUGUAUAUACGAACUCGGGCGGGGCGGACUGCUCUCUCUCUCUCUCUGGUUAUCCAAUGCAUGUGCAUACAUGUCCAUGUGUACAUACCUACCAAUCAUUUGCGUCUGUGGUCACACCCACUACCUAGACUCUUCGUCUGCGAGACGCUUCUUUCUGUCUUGAUGUUUCACUUUCGGCGCAGGUGAGGUGGGGGCUGCAUGGCCGGGAACGG